AUGCAGCCAUUCACCCUGGUCAGCGCUUUUUUUCUCCUCUUCUACAUCUCCUCCGGUAGUGCAGAUGUCCACAGGCACCACCGACAAGUCCCUACUGGAAACCAACCAGGUGUGUGCCGCUACGGCAGGAGGCUGGAGUGCUGCUAUGGGUGGAAGAAGAAUAGUAAAGGACAGUGUGAGGCUCAGUGUGAGCACGGCUGCAAGCACGGCGAGUGUGUAGGCCCCAACAAAUGCAAGUGCUUUCCAGGGUACACCGGAAAGACGUGCAAUCAAGAUCUGAACGAGUGCGGCCUGAAGCCUCGUCCCUGUGAGCACCGAUGCAUGAACACCCAUGGCAGCUACAUGUGUUACUGUCUUAAUGGAUAUACACUGAUGCCCGACGGGUCUUGUGCCAACUCCAGGACAUGCUCUCUUGCCCACUGUCAGUAUGGCUGUGAGGAGGUGGAGGGGGAGAUCCGUUGCGUCUGCCCAUCUGCAGGUCUACAACUGGGGCCAGAUGAGAGGACCUGUGUCGAUAUCGACGAAUGCGUAACUGGAAAGAACCUUUGCCCAUACAACCGGCAGUGUGUCAACACCUUCGGGAGCUACUACUGCAAGUGUCAGAAUGGCUACGAUCUCAAAUACGUUGGCGGCAAAUACGACUGUGUAGAUGUGGAUGAGUGUGUGAUUGGCACCCAGAAGUGCAGCCACCACGCCGUCUGCCUGAACACUCUGGGAUCCUACAAGUGCAGGUGCAAGGCCGGCUUCAGAGGAAACGGCUUCGAAUGCUCUGUCAAGCCGUUUUAUCAAAGCUCGUGGGACGGAGACAAGGGCAGUGCGGACGAUUUCCUCAACGCCAUCCCAGACUCCCCGGCGAGGCCCAGGCUCCUGGGCGGAAGGACGGACAGCGAGCACAUCAAAAAUGUCAUCCCCGAACCGGAAGUGACGCCCCAUCCCCGGCCCCGCCAGCAGCCUUUCGACUAUGACGGAGAGGUCUACAUCGGUGACCCCACCCAGGAGGUGCAGGUAGAGUUCCCCGAGGAAGACGAGUUUCCGGAGGAAGAGGACGGAGAAGAAGAGGAGGCGGGAGAGACAGACAACCGGCUGAAUCAGAGAGGAGAUGUUUUCACACCAGAGGACUUUGAAUCAGUGUUUGGUCCUACAGCAGAGGUUCAAGAGAUCCAUAUAUCACCGGGUCAGGAGGAGUUCAUCAUGGACUGCAACUUUGAUCAGGGAGCAUGCGAGUGGGUGCAAGACAAGGCUGACGACAUGGACUGGAGUGUGGCGUACCAUGAAAAUGGUGCGGAGUAUUACAUGGCCAUGAGUGGACUCCUGGGGAACCGGGGAGAAGCAGCCAAGCUCAGAUUGCUUCUCAGUGACCGAACCCGUCAGGGAAGCUUCUGCCUGACCUUUGACUACCGUGUGGUAGGGAAGAGUGUGGGCACACUGCGGGUGCUGCUCAACAACAAUGCCUAUCCAGUGUGGGAGCAGAGCCACAGCAGAGGCCAGAGCUGGCAGACUGAACUCCUCACCGUGGCGUGGAAGGAGCACGCCCCAGAGUCGAUAAUCUUUGAGGCCGAGCGUGGCGGAGGCGUCGGAGGAGAGAUCGGUUUGGACAACGUUGUGCUGACCUCAGGCAGCUGUCAAGAGGAGGACAGGCCUGUCUUCUAAAAAUCCACACCCCAGAGCGACCCGCUGAAACUCACCUCCACCUCCGACACAAACGUCUGAGUUUCCCAUUUCCUACCCCUACAGUGGUCUGUCAGACCAGAUGCACAAGCCCUUCUCUGGUGCCGUUUCAUGAUUUUACCAGAACUGGUAUUUUGUAAAGCAUGCUUAAUUUUUCUCUAGUGACUCGGCCUCGGCCUUGGCAUAGAACGAGAAAGGAUAUUAAGUACAAGACGUUGAGGGAAUACUAAUGGCAAUUGGUGCAUGGAGGUUUUGCCAUACAAGUUUAUGCCAUGCUGCUACAUCACUACCCUCUACCUAGGUUUGAAAACGCCAUAACAGUUUCAAAUAGUAUAUUCAGUAUUCUGAUGAUAAAGAGAACUCAAGUCUCAGGUUCGGGUGAAAAUACCAUUUCUUGCUGUCACGUAUGUGUAAAGAUAUGGUACUGUGCCUAAUCCUCUGUUGUGUUUGUGAUGAAAUUAUCGGAGAAUUAUCUACAAUAUGUAAUGUGAAUUUUACCCUAGGGAACUUUACCUUGAAUUUAAUCUUAGAUCAAUAAAUCCUUUUUGAAGGUUAGUUAUUUUGAAUGAUCAAAGGUGUCACUGCAUUACUGCUGUAAAUUAUGCUUCCACAUUGUGUUA
Lampris incognitus (smalleye Pacific opah) is the source of this 2288-nucleotide messenger RNA. RefSeq names its product EGF-like-domain, multiple 6 (gene egfl6). The record is from RefSeq and is a predicted model, not a curated record. Gene Ontology annotation, molecular function: calcium ion binding. The transcript has 13 exons. Bases 1 to 1650 code for a protein of 549 amino acids. Gene Ontology annotation, cellular component: membrane. Lineage: Eukaryota; Metazoa; Chordata; Actinopteri; Lampriformes; Lampridae.